This is a messenger RNA of Callithrix jacchus (white-tufted-ear marmoset), 2498 nucleotides long. RefSeq names its product bone morphogenetic protein 2 (gene BMP2). Gene Ontology annotation, cellular component: extracellular region. Lineage: Eukaryota; Metazoa; Chordata; Mammalia; Primates; Cebidae. The record is from RefSeq and is a predicted model, not a curated record. Gene Ontology annotation, molecular function: growth factor activity; cytokine activity.
UCCGGGAGAAGGAGGAGGCAAAGAAAAGGAACGGACAUUCGGUCCUUGCGCCAGCUCCUUCGACCAGAGUUUUUCCAUGUGGACGCUCUUUCAAUGGACGUGUCCCCGCGUGCUUCUUAGACGGACUGCGGUCUCCUAAAGGUCGACCAUGGUGGCCGGGACCCGCUGUCUUCUAGCGUUGCUGCUUCCCCAGGUCCUCCUGGGCGGCGCGGCCGGCCUCGUUCCGGAGCUGGGCCGCAGGAAGUUCGCGGCGUCGUCGUCGGGCCGCCCCUCGUCCCAGCCCUCCGACGAGGUCCUGAGCGAGUUCGAAUUGCGGCUGCUCAGCAUGUUCGGCCUGAAGCAGAGACCCACCCCCAGCAGGGACGCCGUGGUGCCCCCCUACAUGCUAGAGCUGUAUCGCAGGCACUCGGGUCAGCCGGGCGCACCCGCCCCAGACCACCGGCUGGAGAGGGCAGCCAGCCGAGCCAACACUGUGCGAAGCUUCCACCAUGAAGAAUCGGUGGAAGAACUACCAGAAACCAGUGGGAAAACAACCCGGCGAUUCUUCUUUAAUUUGAGUUCUAUCCCCACGGAGGAGUUCAUCACCUCAGCAGAGCUUCAGGUUUUUCGAGAACAGAUGCAAGAAGCUUUAGGAAACAAUAGCAGUUUCCAUCACCGAAUUAAUAUUUAUGAAAUCAUAAAACCUGCAACAGCCAACUCAAAAUUCCCCGUGACCAGACUUUUGGACACCAGGUUGGUGAAUGAGAAUGCAAGCAGGUGGGAAAGUUUUGACGUCACCCCCGCUGUGAUGCGGUGGACUGCACAGGGACAUGCCAACCAUGGAUUCGUGGUGGAGGUGACCCACUUGGAGGAGGAACAAGGUGUCUCCAAGAGACAUGUUAGGAUAAGCAGGUCUUUGCACCAAGAUGAACACAGCUGGUCACAGAUAAGGCCAUUGCUAGUAACUUUUGGCCAUGAUGGGAAAGGGCAUCCUCUCCACAAAAGAGAGAAACGUCAAGCAAAGCACAAACAGCGGAAACGCCUCAAGUCCAGCUGUAAGAGACACCCUUUGUACGUGGACUUCAGUGACGUGGGGUGGAAUGACUGGAUUGUGGCUCCCCCAGGGUAUCAUGCCUUUUACUGCCACGGAGAAUGCCCUUUUCCUCUGGCUGAUCAUCUGAACUCCACUAAUCACGCCAUUGUUCAGACGUUGGUCAACUCUGUGAACUCUAAGAUUCCUAAGGCGUGCUGUGUCCCAACAGAACUCAGUGCUAUCUCGAUGCUGUACCUUGACGAAAAUGAAAAGGUUGUAUUAAAGAACUAUCAGGACAUGGUUGUGGAGGGUUGUGGGUGUCGCUAGUACAGCAAAAUUAAUUAAUUAAAUAAAUAUAUAUAUAUUUUAGAAAAAAGAAAAAAACAAACAAACAAAAACCCACCCCAGUUGACACUUUAAUAUUUCCCAAUGAAGACUUUAUUUAUGGAAUGGAAAAAAAAAAACAACUAUUUUGAAAAUAUAUUUAUAUCUACGAAAAGAAGUUGGGAAAACAAAUAUUUUAAUCAGAGAAUUAUUCCUUAAAGAUUUAAAAUGUAUUUAGUUGUACAUUUUAUAUGGGUUCAACCCCAGCACAUGAAGUAUAAUGGUCAGAUUUAUUUUGUAUUUAUUUACUAUUAUAACCACUUUUUAGGAAAAAAAAUAGCUAAUUUGUAUUUAUAUGUAAUCAAAAGAAGUAUCGGGUUUGUACAUAAUUUUCCAAAAAUUGUAGUUGUUUUCAGUUGUGUGUAUUUAAGAUGAAAAGUCUACAUGGAAGGUUACUCUAGCAAAGUGCUUAGCACAUUUGCUUUUUUGCAGCGCUACUGUUAAGUUCACAAGUUCAAGUCCAGAAAAAAAAGUGGAUAAUCCACUCUGCUGACUUUCAAGAUUAUUAUAUUAUUCAAUUCUCAGGAAUGUUGCAGAGUGGUUGUCCAAACCAUGAGAAUUUACAUCCUUAUUAGGUUGAAUAUUUGGAUAAGAACCAGACAUUGCUGAUCUAUUAUAGAAACUCUCCUCCUGCCCCUUCAUUUGCAGAAAGAAUAAAGCAGAAUCCAUAGGAAUAAUUAGGAAAAUGAUGAACCUGCAGGAAAGUGAAUGAGGGUUUGUUGUUCUUCUUUCCUAGCGAUCCCUUCAGAGGGGCUGAUCUGGCCCAAGUAUUCAAUAAAACAUAAGGUUUCUUCAUUAUUGAUAUUGUAGUCAUGUAUAUUCAAAAUUGAUAUCUCGUGGCCCUGAUCAAGAGUUGGAAAUUUAUUUGUAUGUUACCUUUACCUCAUCUGAGAGCUCUCUAUUCUCCAAAGAACCCAAUUUUCCAACUUUUUGCCCAACAUGCAGCAAAAUUAUGCACAUCGUGUUUUCUGCCCACCCUCUGUUCUCGUAACUCUCAGCUUGCUUUUCUUUCCAAGGUUGUGUGUUUGAACACAUUUCUCCAAAUGUUAAACCUAUUUCAGAUAAUAAAUAUCAAAGCUCUGACAUUUCUUUCUAUAAAGUC